Molecule: messenger RNA, 582 nt
Organism: Arabidopsis thaliana (thale cress)
Lineage: Eukaryota; Viridiplantae; Streptophyta; Magnoliopsida; Brassicales; Brassicaceae
Gene: GIP2
Product: mitotic-spindle organizing 1B-like protein (DUF3743)
Exons: 2
Coding region: 172-375 (67 amino acids)
Biological process (GO): gamma-tubulin complex localization
Cellular component (GO): microtubule organizing center; gamma-tubulin ring complex; nucleus
Source: RefSeq, marked reviewed
AAAAAAAACAACCCUAGAUUUCUAAAUUCUAAUUGUUGGCCCAUUUUCGCCUCUUCUUCUUCGAUCACGAGAUCGAGAAUCGUUUCUCUCAAUUAUCUCAAGCUCUAAGAUCUCACUUCUUCUCUCUCAAACUCGACGCCGUUCGUUUUCUCCGUCGAUUAAUCGAGUAUUAUGAAUCAGGAAGCAGCUGAAACAGCGAGAGAGUCACUGGAGCUGGUGUUUCGGAUGUCGAACAUCUUGGAGACAGGUCUUGAUCGACAUACUUUGUCUGUUCUUAUAGCUCUUUGCGAUAUUGGUCUUAACCCUGAGGCUCUCGCUACUCUCGUCAAGGAGCUUCGUAGGGAUUCUGCUACAACAACAACUACGGUUGAUUAAGAAGAUGCCUAAUCAAAUAGUAUCAUUCAUGCUUGUUUUCUAAGUUUCAAUUUCAUUAUGCUAUUGAUGUGUAAAUUAGGGUUGGUAAGGUAAUUGAAUAGAGAGUUUCAGAGACAAAUUGGUAAUAAGUAUUUGAGUCAUCCCCACUCAAUCCUUUUGAGAGGCUUUCUUUAAGUAAAUCACAAAGUUACCCUCAUAUUCUUGAUU